AUGGCCGAUCCACCUCCACCAAUGUUUUCUGCUCCUGGAGACCUCUCUCAGGGCGCACAAGCCGCUGUGGCACAACGCGGGAACCCCUCGACUUUGAAUCUUGACGACAUUUUUGGUGAUGUCAUGUUCACUCCUGAUGGUGACACAGUCUUCCUCAGCGAAGACCAAGAAGCUCUUGCCUCUGGUGAGAAGACUGUCACCACGAUGGCCUCCAGGGCUCAAGGUGACAAGUUCGUACCUGUCAACAGAGGAGGUGGUCUUUACACCACUCAGUUGACCCAACGUGAAAAGCCUUCUCUUACAAUGGGGUCUGUUGGCGACGGUGUCCAACAAACCACUAGUGUGCCAUAUCAAAAGGCGCCUCAGGCCAGCCACCACGUCCAAUACGUUGCGAAGAAGAAGUCUCGUUCUGGAGACCGCAAGAUGAGCGAGCAACAAAAGGUGGAACGACGUGAGCGUAAUCGUGAACACGCCAAGAGAUCUCGUAUCCGCAAAAAGUUUUUGUUGGAAUCUCUUCAACAAUCUGUUGCUCUUUUGAAGGAAGAGAACGAGAAGCUCCGCGAUUCCAUUCGCGAGCACUUGGGUAACGACAAGGCUGACCAAUUGCUAAACAGCUCUGCUGGAGGUGAAGCUCCUGAUGCCGCCUUGAUUGCAAGUUCCCAAGGUGCUGCCAACAAGGUUCUCGACGAUCCCGAUUUCUCCUUCAUCAAGGCCCUUCAAACUGCCCAACAGAACUUUGUAGUUACUGAUCCUUCUCUCCCAGACAACCCAAUUGUCUACGCUUCCCAAGGUUUCCUCAAUCUUACUGGAUACUCGCUGGACCAGAUUUUGGGACGUAACUGCCGUUUCUUGCAAGGUCCUGAGACUGACCCCAAGGCCGUUGAACGUAUCCGCUCUGCCAUUGAACAAGGAAAUGACUUGUCUGUCUGUCUUCUUAACUACCGUGUUGAUGGAACUACCUUCUGGAACCAGUUCUUCAUUGCUGCCCUUCGCGAUGCCUCUGGUAACAUCACUAACUUUGUCGGUGUCCAGUGUAAGGUCAGUGACCAGUAUGCCGCCUCUGUCACCAAGCAACAAGACGAGGACGAAGAUGCCGAAUAA
Molecule: messenger RNA, 1101 nt
Organism: Cylindrotheca closterium
Lineage: Eukaryota; Bacillariophyta; Bacillariophyceae; Bacillariales; Bacillariaceae
Source: the annotation of a GenBank genome assembly